Molecule: messenger RNA, 603 nt
Organism: Parnassius apollo (apollo)
Lineage: Eukaryota; Metazoa; Arthropoda; Insecta; Lepidoptera; Papilionidae
Source: the annotation of a GenBank genome assembly
AUGCCUCUCGGAAAUCGACCGCGACUUCCGCGCAUACCCCUUAGCAAGCGAAAUCGGGCUGUCGUGCGGGCUCUUAACCCAAUGCUGGUGACCUAUUUGGAAGCCAGCCGGGAUCUUUGCGAGACGGACUCAAUUCUUUUUGGCGCCGCACUGGCAGUAUGCCGUAUUAUUGGCGCCAAAUUUCCCAUGGAUGGACGUGCUACUCAACAAGGUAGUGCCAUCCCAGCCUGGAGAAAAAGAAUCGAGGACCGUAUCGCAAAGGCAAGGGCCCUUAUCGGUAGACUGACAAGCUUCAGGUCGGGUAAUAAUAGACCGAGAGUUGUGCGCACCGUUAAAAUGGCGUUUGCUGGGACAAAUAUUAGUUUAUCCCAGCCUGAUAUCACGCAGAAACUAACGGAGCGCAUAGAUGACCUGAAGCAAAAAAUCGCUGCUUGGGGGAAGCGGAUUCGACGAUUUAGCGAGAGGUCAAGGCGGUUCAACCAGAAUCGUCUCUUCCAGAGUGAUCAGAAGAGGUUCUAUAAAUCAUUGGAGCGACCAGAGGUAUGUGGAGCGGGCCCAGGACCGGAUCAGGCUGACACUGUCGCAUUUUGGCGUGGCCUGUGA